Messenger RNA from Aspergillus ruber CBS 135680, 1574 nucleotides. RefSeq lists its product as uncharacterized. The transcript has 2 exons. Lineage: Eukaryota; Fungi; Ascomycota; Eurotiomycetes; Eurotiales; Aspergillaceae. Bases 193 to 1470 code for a protein of 425 amino acids. The record is from RefSeq and is a predicted model, not a curated record.
AGGUGGAAUGGUAGACUUGGCAGACCGAGGGCAAGUGUAAAGAGGACAAUUGAGGUUGCAGAGGUUGCAACAUCUCAACUCAAUUCUCCCACAACCCGCACUCUUCCCUUCAGCUUCCACUCCCCUCCUCUUCCCUCUUUCCAAUCACCUGUCUGUCACAAUAUAUCCCUAAAUAUCCCCAUUUCCUAAAAUAUGCCCCCUACCUUUCACAUGAACAACUUCAAGCCGUGGGCUCGCUCUUACAGAAAGCCAUUCUCACCAUACAAAUCACCCAAUCCAUACACCCCAAGAACCCAAAAAUCCCCUCGCCCCAAGCCUUAUCAUGACUCCCUUCCAAGCACUUUGCCACUUCCUAAGCAUAAUCUCCCUGCACGGCCACCAGCCGAAGUUUGCGUGCAUAUCAAUGCAAACACUCAGUCGUGUACAUCAUCAAGCUCUCAAUCUCAACCACUGGAAAUAUCUGUACCAGAACAGAAUACAUAUCCGGAGACUCCUGAGCACGGCACAACAUCUUCCCAUGAUUCAGCGCCUCACUUCUCAGAUCCGGAUCCAAUUCCCCGCUGCGAUAUUCAAGACGACACUGAUAUCCCAAUCAAGCCGCCCGCCUUCCGGGGAGAUUCAGCAGAGAAUGCUCUAUCAUCUCCCAGUAUAUCUAGCUCGGAUGACAGUCUAGAAGAGUUCUUCAGGCUUCCGGAUGCACAGGACGACAUUCCCAUCGACCCGGCAAUCCUUUCCAACCACUUGCCUUGGGAGGAUGGCAGCCUCCAGCAAUCUGUCCCACAAGCCGACAGCUUCAUCAAUUCAGAGAUGACUUGUUCAUAUCCUGACCCUCCACCCGUUCUUCACAGCCCACCUAGCUAUCAUCAAGGUUCAUGCGAAAAGGCUGGUGACCAGAACGGCGAUACUCAAACAAGUGACCACUCUCACAUCCAUGAUCAUCAACAACUGCACCCCUUCCAACAUAACACCGAUCCCGACGCUUUCUACCCCGAUGGUGUCCGCGGGGACCAUCACGUCGGUGGACAGUCAAAAAGUUCUAAGCGGAAGACGCAACAAUCAGAUGGGCGAGCUCACAAAUGGCUUCCAGUUCCAUCAAUGUUGCUGACCAGGGAGGAUUCCUUUACGCUUCGCUCUCACUUCAUGUCUGCCCCACUUGAUGAUCGUUUGCAAUUCCUUUCUUGGCUAUUCGAAGGUGCUCUACCACAUUGCAUGCCUAGCUCUUCACUGACAGCAUGUGAAGAGAGAGAUGCGCUGGCAACCAGUUGCUCAAGUACCCCGCAUGAGAUUGAACAAAAUCGGCGUAAUCGUACAAAGGCCCGAGGAGGCUCCAGAAAGAAUAUGCCAUGGUCCAUGGAAGAGGCGAGCCUUCUGCUGAAGCUGAGAAAGGAAGAAAGUCGGUCUUGGUCAGAGGUUGCAAGGUUAUUCUCGGAGCGCUAUCCAGGGAGGACUUUAGGCGCGAUACAGGAAUAGACAUACGAUAUUGGCAUUCUUAACCGUUUACAAUCUAAGAGGAUGAGUUACGGUUCUGCUCAGAUCCAGGCACGCCCCUGCGGCCAUCACUGGGGAUAGCAACA